This is a messenger RNA of Tachysurus vachellii, 4289 nucleotides long. RefSeq names its product NACHT, LRR and PYD domains-containing protein 12-like. NCBI's taxonomy places the organism in Eukaryota, Metazoa, Chordata, Actinopteri, Siluriformes, Bagridae. Gene Ontology annotation, molecular function: protein binding. The record is from RefSeq and is a predicted model, not a curated record. The transcript is spliced from 13 exons. The coding region runs from base 158 to 3406 and encodes 1082 amino acids.
CUCCCUCAGCAUUGACUCUAUUUUGUGAAGCGGUGUGAAAAAUUAAGCAUAUUUAAGGCAGAAACUGUGAUAUUAAUAUCACACAACAAGGACUGUUGACUAAAGGACUCUACAGGACUCAGCUGUGUGUUUGUGCAUACUUUACUAACAUUCAAAGAUGGAGAAUCCGGAUCAGGACACCGAUAAUGAGUCCCCACCCGCAAAAAUACGUAAACUCCAGGGCAAGAGAUCAGAAUCACCAGCACCUAGCUUUAUGUCCAUGAAGAGUCAUGAGUCUAUAAAGCAUCCCUUGGAUUUUAAAGAUGGAGUGUCAUCAACUAAACACAUUGUUCUACAGGAGGAAGGAGACAUAAAAGAAAAGAGAAUCACAGAUACAGAGCAUGGCCCAGAAUCUGUGGCUGUAGAUAAAUUCCAGAAAAACUUAAAAUUAAAUCUGAUGAAGAAGUUUCAGUGUUUGCAUGGAGUGAUGUUAAGCCCUGGGAACCAAACACUCCUGAGUGAGAUCUACACAGAGCUCUACAUCACAGAGGGAGACAGUGGAGAAGUUAAUAAUGAACAUGAGGUGAGACAGAUUGAGGCAGCAUCGAGGAGAACAACAACAGAGGAAACACCAAUCAAAUGCAAUGACAUCUUUAAGCCUUUAUCUGAACAAGAUGAAUCCAUCAGAACUGUGCUGACAAAGGGAGUCUCUGGCAUCGGAAAAACAGUCUCUGUGCAGAAGUUCAUUCUGGACUGGGCUGAAGGGGAAGCAAAUCAGGACAUUCCCUUCAUAUUUCCACUUCCUUUCAGAGAGCUGAACUUGAUGAAGGACCAGAAACUGAGUCUGAUGGAGCUCCUUCAUGUCAUUUUUAAGGAAACAAAAGGAACAGAAAGGUUCAGUGUGGAAAAGGUUCUGUUCAUUUUUGACGGAUUGGACGAGUGUCGUUUUCCUCUAGAUUUCCAGAACACAGUGAGAGUGUGUGAUGUAACUGAAUCAGCAUCAGUGCAGGUGCUGCUGAUAAACCUGAUCAGAGGGAAUCUGCUUCCCUCUGCUCUCAUCUGGAUCACCUCCCGACCAGCAGCAGCUGAUCAAAUCCCCUCUGAGUGUGUGGAUCGUGUCACAGAGGUACAAGGGUUUAAUGACCCACAGAAGGAGGAGUACUUCAGGAAGAGGAUCAGUGAUCAGAGCCUGGCCAAUAACAUUAUCACACACCUGAAGUCAUUAAGAAGCCUCUACAUCAUGUGCCACAUCCCUGUCUUCUGCUGGAUUUCAGCCACUGUUCUAAAGAGAAUGUUGGGUGAAGCAGACAGUGGAGAGAUCCCCAAAACUCUGACUCAAAUGUACACACACUUCCUCAUUAUUCAGACAAACAUAAGUGAAAAAUACUCAAAUAAUCAGGAGAGUGAUGAAGAAAUGCUUCUUAGACUGGGACAACUGGCUUUUCAGCAGCUGAUGAAAGGGAACCUGAUCUUCUAUGAGGAAGACCUGAGAGAGUGUGGCAUUGAUGUGAGAGAAGCAGCAGUGUACUCAGGUGUGUGUACACAGAUCUUCAGAGAAGAGUUUGGGCUUCACCAGAGUAAAGUGUACUGCUUUGUACAUCUGAGCGUUCAGGAGCACCUCGCAGCUCUGUAUGUGCACCUGACAUUCAUGAUGAAAAAGAGGAAUGUUCUUAUACAAAAUCAGGUCUCUGAACAAGAGAUAAAAGAAAAUACAAUCUCAAAUUUACACAAGAGUGCUGUAGAUCAGGCUUUAGAAAGUCAGACUGGACAACUUGACCUUUUCCUUCGCUUUCUUCUGGGUCUCUCAUUGGAGUCCAAUCAGAAACUUGUACAAACCUUGAUAACACAGAGAGGCUGUAGAUCCCAGAGCAUAAAACGUACAGUUCAGUAUAUCAAGAAGAAGAUAAGUGAAGAUCUUCCUACAGAGAAAUCCAUCAAUCUGUUCCACUGUCUAAAUGAACUGGGUGAUAAUUCUCUAGUGGAGGAAAUCCAACGCUACCUGAAAUCUGGAAAACAAAGUGAACUCUCUUCUUCACAGUGGUCUGCUCUGGUGUUUGUGUUACUGACAUCAGCACAGGAGCUGGAAGAGUUUGACCUGAGUAAAUAUACAAGUACAGAUAAGAUAACAGAAGCUGUUCUUCUGAAAUUGAUGUCUGUGAUUGCAGCAUCCAGAAAAGCAACUAUCAGGUGUGAUACACUUGGAGUGAAAAGUUGGUCAGCUCUGACUUCAGCGCUCAACUCAGAAACCUCCAAUCUGAGAGAACUGCAUCUGACUGUGAAAACACUGGAUCUGACUGGGAAUAACCUAGGAGAAUCAGGAGUGAAAUGUCUCUCUGCUGGACUGGAGAAUCCUCACUGUAAACUGGAGACACUGAGGUUGUUUAUGUGUGGUGUAUCAGGUGAACACUGUGCUGCUCUGAAUUCAGCUCUGACAUCAAACCCCUCACACCUGAGAGACCUGGAUUUGUCCCGGAAUAAACUAGGGGACUCAGGAGUGAAGUGUCUCUCUGCUGUACUGGAGAAUCCACAGUGUAAACUGGAGAAACUGUGGUUACGUGAGUGUGAUAUAUCAGAUGAAGGCUGUGCUGCUUUGACUUCAGCUCUGAGUUCAAAUCCCUCACACCUGAGAGAACUGUAUCUGCCUGAGAAUAAACUCGGAGACUCCGGAGUGAAGUUUCUGUCUGCUGUUCUGAAGAAUCCUCACUUUAAACUGAAGAAACUGGGGUUAUGUGAUUGUGGUAUAUCAGAUGAAGGAUGUUCUGCUCUAAAAUCAGCAAUUAGCUCAAACCCUUCACACCUGCAAGAACUGAAUAUAUCCUUUAAUAAAAUCGGAGACUCAGGAGUGAAGUGUUUGUCUGCUGUUCUGGAGAAUCCUCACUGUAAACUGCAGGCACUGUGGAUACGUAAGUGUGGUGUCUCAGUUGAAGGCUGUGCUGCUCUGACCUCAGCUCUGAAAUCAAACCCUUCACACAUAAGAGACCUGAAAAUGUCUUUGAAUAAACUAGGAGACUCAGGAGUGAAGUGUCUCUCUGCUAUACUGGAGAAUCCUCACUGUAAACUGCAGAAACUGUGGUUGUGGGAUUGUGGUAUAUCAGAUGAAGGCUGUGCUGCUCUGACUUCAGCUCUAAAAUCAAACCCUUCACACCUAAGAAAACUUGAUCUGUCCUAUAAUAAUCUCGGAGACUCAGGAAUGAAAUGUCUUUCUUCUGUACUGGAGAAUCCUCGGUGUAGUCUGGAGAUACUGGGGUUGUGUAAGUGUGGUGUGUCAGAUGAAGGCUGUGCUGCUCUGACUUCAGCUCUAAGAUCAAACCCCUCACACUUGAAAGAAUUGGAUCUGUCUGAUAAUAAAAUAAGAUAUUCAGUAAAGAAGCAGCUCUCUGCUCUUAAGGAAGACAAACAUUACAAACUACAGACUCUGAAGUUGUAGUGAACAUGUUUGUGUAAUAUGAACCGGAACUGUUUGAAGUCGAGUCGCCCGAGUCGUGUAUCUGGUGAAGCCCAGAGGAAACAAGUCACAUUUAACACUUCAUCUUUUGGUUAAUUAAUCUUUUGGUGACUAGAAGUAACUGUUAAAAAGUUUUGUUGGUCUGAGUAUAUGAUUAAACACAAAUACAGUGCUGUAUUAUUUAUGUUGUAUAAAGUUAAUAUUGUUAAAUAUAUUUCUCAGGAACUGUUGCAAUAUUAUGUCCAAACACAAUAUAUUUUUACAAUAGAUGUUUUUGAAGGGAAGAUUGCUUUUGUUAUUUAAAUCACCCAAGAUUGUUGGGUCAGCAUCAUCACCUAUCCUUGGUGAGAUCACACAACCCAGACUGGGUCAGUUCACACUGCACUCAGUACUGGAACACAGAAGUGAUUCAAACUGUUAUGUUUAACUCAGCAAUUUUAGAUGCACCUUUUUUGUUGAGAAUUAACUGGGAAUGAAGGAAUAUUAGCACAAAAAUCUUUUUUUCUGUAAUAAUGAUGUCAUAAAAAAUCCUUCUAUUGGUCAUUCACGUGGACAAUUAUUAUUUAGGUUUAGUUCACUAUUUAUGAUGGUGACAUGGCUUUUGUGUAGUAGUAUUACAUAGGGGUUAGUCUUCAUGUUAAAACCUGUUAUGCCUGUCUUUUUACAUGCUUUCUCCUUUAGGCAUGUUGGCAGUGGAAUCUUUUUUGUGUAAAAUGCCUUGUAUGCCCUAACCAUGUAUAUAGUCAUUUUUAAUAGUAAGAUUUUUUUAUUUUCUCUCUCAAGGGCUCAUUAGUUCAACUAAAUAAUGACUGUAUUUGAACAAGAACCCCUGUUAUGUAUGUAAUAAAAGUAGUCUUCAACAUGA